AGCAGACGCCUGUGACGUCCCUGAUGAUGUAAAAAGCGGAACUGACCGGCACGUCGAUCAAUUACCAUCAAUGAUCAGCGACAGUCUUAUUAUCUGAUCCAUGUCGACUUUAAAAGCUGCUGGGAUGGAGCCUCACACAGACUUCAUGUUCUGCUGCGGGGCCAUCACGGAGGUGCUGAAGUUUGGCCCUCGCCAGCUCCACCCGGAACAUAAACGAGUCUUCCUCCUCAUCCCAGGAAACCCCGGGUUAGUGGGCUUCUACAAGACCUUCAUGCAGGAGCUUCACACCCAGCUGGGACACGCGUACCCAGUGUGGGCUGUGAGCCAUGCAGGUCACUGUGCUGCUCCGGACUGCAUGGACAUGGUGGAAGAUGCCCGUGCUGCAGCCGAAGAUGACGUGUUUGGUCUGAACGGGCAGAUAGAACACAAGCUGGCCUUCAUUAGAGAACACAUUCCCAAAGGAAGCAGUUUGGUUUUGGUGGGGCACUCUAUCGGCUGUUACAUCAUCCUGGAGAUGAUGAGGAGGAACCCUGAGCUCAAGGUCCUCAAGGCUGUAAUGCUGUUUCCCACCAUUGAAAGAAUGGCCGAGUCCCCCCAGGGGAGAAGAAUGACCCCACUGCUGUGUCAGAUGCGUUACCUGGCCUACCUGCCUGUCUUCUUGCUCUCUCUGCUGCCGGACAUCCUCAAAGCCGCUCUCAUCAAACUUGUGUUCAGCAGCAUCACCUCUCUGGACCACUGCAUCCUUCAGCCCACCGUGCAGCUGCUCAGGGGAGACUCUGCAGCCAAUUCUAUGUACCUUGGGGGCCAGGAAAUGAGGAUGGUUUUAGAAAGAGAUAAUACAACAAUCGAGAAAAAUCUAGACAAGCUCAUCUUCUAUUAUGGAGCUACAGACCACUGGUGUCCUGUUAAGUAUUUCAACGACAUCAGACGGGACUUCCCACACGGAGACUUCAGACUGUGUGAAAAAGGUUUCCGACAUGCCUUUGUCCUGGAUGUGGGCCGAGAAGUGGCAAACAUGGUGGCUGAAUGGAUCUAUAGUUCUUUAAGGACUUGAAUUUGUUGUUCCAUUUAUGGUUGAAUUACUGACCCCUUGAAGGUUCUGCAGGAUUUAUUUGGAGAUUUGAUGAUCAGAAUGUGUCCGUUGACCCUUUUUAAGUUAAAGGCUAAACUGUGAGUUUAGGUUGGUUAAGAUUAGUUGUUAAGUUGAAGAAGAGGCUUCACAAACCUCAAAAGCAAAAAAAGACACGAUGGAAAGUGAAAGACAUGUAUGUCUCUGAAGUUCUGAUCAGUACUUUUUCUCAUGAAAAGAAAAACAAAAUUGUCAGUUUAUGCAUCAUUUAGCUUAAUCGUUUUGAUAUAAAUAUUUUAAAAGGCCUAUUACAUGCAAAAUCAACAUUUUUGAGCUUUUAAGUGUAUUUAAAUGUUCAUUCCUCACUAUAAACAAACCCAAAACCGUAUUUUGAUCCAUUCACACAUUUCUGAAGUUUCCUCCAAAAACCUGCUCUCUGAGCACCAGCCCCUCUCAAUCCACACAAACAACUGGGUCCUCACGUUGUGAUGUCACAAAGUGGGGAACAGCCCCUUUCAGGAAGAGCACCGCCCCCAGGCUAAGACACACACCCACUUUCUCUGCUGCGCUAGUGGUUGAUCGUGCCUUUUAUUUUUAAUGCACAAUAUGCAUAUCUGUCUUUGCAAAAGUUUGGAUGUUGUUUGUUUUCAUGGGCAAAACACAGACACGCUGCUGAGGCCAACU
Molecule: messenger RNA, 1753 nt
Organism: Oryzias latipes (Japanese medaka)
Lineage: Eukaryota; Metazoa; Chordata; Actinopteri; Beloniformes; Adrianichthyidae
Gene: ldah
Product: lipid droplet associated hydrolase
Biological process (GO): lipid storage
Cellular component (GO): lipid droplet
Molecular function (GO): lipase activity
Source: RefSeq, a predicted model, not a curated record